Aplysia californica (California sea hare) is the source of this 6356-nucleotide messenger RNA. RefSeq lists its product as uncharacterized. Gene Ontology annotation, biological process: monocarboxylic acid transport; transmembrane transport. The transcript is spliced from 14 exons. Gene Ontology annotation, molecular function: monocarboxylic acid transmembrane transporter activity. Lineage: Eukaryota; Metazoa; Mollusca; Gastropoda; Aplysiida; Aplysiidae. The record is from RefSeq and is a predicted model, not a curated record. The coding region runs from base 359 to 3958 and encodes 1199 amino acids.
AUAAUCAGCUGUUCAAAUCAAUGCGAAUUCCUGACGUUCCGAAGGGAUUGAGAAAAAAGGGGAAAUCUUUUAUGCAUAAAAUUAGAAUUAAUCUGCGCAACUAGGCCUAUCGGAUGAGAACCAGCGUUUAAGUGCCCACUGUUCACUCCACACCACAGAGCCAGCGUCAUCAGUACUGUUGCAAUGCUUGUUUAUGAGGGGCACUCUGUUGCUUUGCUCUGUCUUGAGCGCACCCAAAGACCAUGAUAUGAUGUGAGCUCUGGAUUGUACCAGUCACAGUUGGUGGCCCAACUUGUGUUAGCCAGCAUCAGAAAAGACCCCCCAAAAAAGAGAGAGUGAUAGAUCGCUUUGAGCUGAGAUGGAGAAUCCAACCUCCCCGGAGCUUUUAGUUGUGAGCAGUCCGCGUGUGCUGCCAACCAAGGCUGACUUGUCUUCUGAAGUGAAAGAUGGGAAUGUUACUGAUGGUUCUAUGUCUUUAAUGAAUAAAGCCCCUGUACUUAUUGUUCAGCACAUUGAGCAACCACCAGAAGAGAUGGGUAACAGUUCAGAGCUCAAGGUCCCCAAUGGAGCAGAUGGAGACUCGGCUGUGGCCAAAGCAGAGUCUGGCGGAGUGGAGGAGGAGACAAGCCCAGAGUCUGACGACUCCAAGAAAGAUGUGGACACCAGCAAGGCCGUCACUUUUGCAGAGGACGUGGAAAUCUACGACCUCACCUCGAAGGCAGCCAUGCCGAUCACCGUCAGCCUGGACACCCCGGUGCACCUUGUUGAUCACGCUGGUCUGGCUCUAAUUGCUGCUGAGGUGCCGCUGGAGGAGCUAAAGAAAGACACUGCCUCGGAGGACCUCACAGACAGCCUGACUGCUGCUGAACUGGAGACAGACUCCUCUGAAGCUGAGGGGAAGUCGUCUAUCGCUGAAAUCUCUGAUGAAAGGCAGUCAACCCCGGCCACACGACCUUCCGUUCUCAGCUUGUUCAAAAGCAGUAGUGUGGAUAAAACGUCUGAAGGUGGUGGGAGUUCUCUGAAAGCAAGUGAAAAUGAUGUGGCCACAGAGGAGAGCAAACAUACUUCAUCUACUACAAGUGGGAGUGAAGAUCAACAGGAAGAAGCAAAAGUGAAUGGUGAAGAGCCUACGGCCCACAAGGAGUUCACUGUGGUGAGCGUUGAUGAAUCUGAACUGCCAGCGUCAGAGCCACAGGAUAGGACGGUACGAGCAGAGGACACUGUGCCCCUGACUGAAGUGCAUCCACUCUCAGGCAAGACAAAUGGCCAGUCACACAGCACUGAUAGCUUCCUGCAUGACACUAUUGGGCCUUUGGACAAUCCAGCCUUCCUGAAAACAUUGCAUUACUCUGUAAGUCAGCCCUUUGAUGAGGAUGAGCAUUUUGGCCUGCAGUCCAACCUUGAUCUACACAGUGUCACCACGCUACAGAACACGACCUCUGACCUGGACGGAGGCUGGGCCUGGGUGGUGCUCUGUGCGGCCUUCCUGGCACAAACCAUUAUCGGUGGGAGUGUCUACGCUUCAGGUGUACUGAUAUCUGCCAUCGUUGAAGAGAUUGACCCAGACUUGACAAAAGCGUCUUGGGUUGGGUCGGUGUUUGUUUGUGCACAGUGUUUAACAGGUCCUUUCGUCGGGGCUGCUCUUAAAAAGUUUGGAGCCCGGAUCAUCGUGUCUCUGGCCGGUGUGGUCUUCACUCUUGGUUUUCUCGGUGCCUCCUUCUCCACUACGGUGGGACAGCUGAUUCUGACUCACGGACUUAUAGCAGGUGUGGGUGCUGGAUUCAUCCUCAACCCUGUCUUUGUCAUCGUGGGCCAGUACUUUUGUCGGUACAGAGGCCUUGCCUGCGGCUUGCUGGCCACUGGGGCUGGUGCGGGAAUGUUAACAGGUGGAGCCAUUGUGUCCCUACUUGUGAGGACCUAUGGCUUAAGUGGUGCAUACAUGUUGUGGUCGGGAGUUGUGUUCCAUUUGACCGCCAUCGGAAUGCUCUUCCGACCCUCCCCAGAGGAACGGUUCCGACAGAUUGAACAUGAAAUCCGAGUGAAAAGCUCUCUGAACAGGCAAGGCAGUCAGCAGGAGCUGACCAGUGGUCACAACAGCAUGAUGAGCGGCCUGAACAGCUUGUUUGGCAGUGUCAACCACAGCAUGAUGAGUGGGAUGGACAAGAUCAGCCAUGGGAGGCGCUCGGUGGUCUCUCGCAACACGAGCAAGCUCAGCAACGGGGAGAUCGAUAUGCCGCUGUUGAAGGCAGUGCUCCACAAGGAGAUGUCUCGGUCCAGCUACUCCGUCUCCACCAACAGGUCUCACCAUCGCUCUCACGUGACCAGCCCCACGCAGACAACUUCCACUUCCAGCAAGCAUCAGCAGCUAGCUCCUGGUACUGUUGGUCAUGGGGAGUCGAACCAGCUACUCUCUGUGAACACUGAAAUGAAUGGCACCCCUACACCGACAAGCCCGAUGAAUGCAAUCUCCAAUGGUCACCUGCACACGGCUACAUCCAUUAAUAGCUCACAUGCUUUGGGCAGCAGCAAUCACCAUCUCAGCAACAACGUCAACAGCAACGGUAGCGUUCAGCACCUGAACAACAACAUAAACAGCAACAGUAGCAGCCAGCUGCCGUUACACCACUCCAGCUCCCAGUUCUUCUCCACUAGCACCCUGACCCCAUCGGUGACCGCCUCCUCCCGCCUCCCCCCACCCUCCCCCACCAGCACCCACGGAGCCUCCACUUCAUUACUAAAUAAACCUCCACCCCAUCGCGGUCGCCUGCUCUCCGCGGGAUCCCAGUCUCAGUACACUUCCAUGAGCCAUAUCAGCCGCCGUCUUUCGCUCCGAGACCAUUCCCAUACUGGCGAGUACGACAACGAAUCACUGUCCUCCACCCUCAUCUCGCAGCUCCGCCCCCGAGAUGCUAUUGCCCCGCGAUAUGCGCUUGGCUCUCGCAGUAUAUCCACCAUGAUGGGCAGUGUGGCCAGUUUCCCCACCUCCUUGGCUAUCAUCAAGGAUGAUCUCUCGAGAUUCGAGGCUUACAGCUCGACUACUAGUCACAGAAGAUCUCUAACAGGUUUUGCAAUACAAGUCCUGGAUUCACUGCGGUUGCUACGCAACAGGCCUUUUCUUAUAUUCCUGUUGUCAAACUUCAUGUGGGCAUUUGGUGAAUCUCCUAUUAUGAUUUAUCUCCCAUCAUAUGCCGUGAGCAAGGGCACAGACAAAAUGCAAGCGUCUUUCCUUUACACCUCCAUGGGAAUUGGAUCUAUGAUAGGUCGACUUCUCUCUGGUCUGGUAGCCGGUGAUAAAGAUGUUGGGCCUGUUUUACUUUUCACAGGUAGCUUAGGCGUGGCCGGUAUGUUUGUGGCCCUCAGUCCAGCAAUCACCUCCACCAUGAUGGAGCAGGUGGUGGUCUCCUGUCUGCUGGGCCUCUACACCGGGGCCCUGGUGCCUCUCACCUCCCUCAUCACUAUUGACCUGCUGGGCAUCGGGGAGCUGGGGAUUGGUUUCGGCUUCCUGCUCAUGUCCCAGGGCCUUGGCUAUCUGAUUGGGCCCCCCUUGGCUGGCAUGAUUGUCAAGGAACUUGGCUUUGCAAGAUCUUUCCUAUUUGCUGGUUUCCUCUUGAUGGGGGCCAGUCUAUUUUCCAUGAUCAUGGCCCUGUUUCUUGGUAAGCAAGAGGAUGAACUGGACGAUGAUGAUCACUCACUCGAUGACUUGGAGCGGGCCCUACAGAGAAUCUCAGACAGUGAAAGUGACAAUUCCGAUGAAGAAAAUGAUGACAAAGGCGGUUGUGGUGAGGAACGAGACGAUCUCGGGAAAGGCAGUGCCAGUAACAUUAGCAGGCUGGAAGGAAGCACCCAUGGUGUUGCGGAUUUCAUCGUGUCUCAUUCUGAAGGAGGAGGUGCUGAGAAAGAAGAGGAGCCUGUGCCAGUUGAGGAAGAGAGACUGGAGCCUAUCAUGGAAGUAGGAUAAAAGUCAACUACAGAAUGUACAGCCACUGAUUGGUGCAUAUUUGAUAGAGAUAGCUGACAUACAUAUUGAACAGCCAGUCCAAAACCAUGUUGAGGUAAAUUGUUACUUGUGUACGUGAUGUAAUUGAGACUAUGACAAUCUGCUCUCCGGUUAUCAAACUCUACCCAAUGAACUUUUUGGUUACAGUGUUUGGUUGUUUCUUUCACCGUUAUACUUUUGCUAUGAUUGAUCAAAUUUUUGUUGUGAUUUUCAUAUUGUUUUUUGGGAGGGUUUUUUUGCUUGAUCCUGUGGGAAAUUAAUUUGUUCAGUGAAGGAAUAUUUCCUACCUGUGAGUUUUCUGAUGUUGUCAGGAAAUGAGAACAUCCCAUUAUGACAAUGAUAACACUACUAAUAGCAAGGCAACCGUGUGUUUUCCCAUCAUUGGUUGUCUAAUGUAAUGAGGAGUUGAAAAGAAAAGUUGGCAUUGUUCUUCUUUAUCAAUUACUCAUGGUGUUGGGGAGGCUUUUUCAAGGCUACUUCUUGUUUCUGUGUUGUUCUGCAUUUCAGUGUAGAGCUAUUUGUAAUAAUUAUUCCUUAUGAAGGGAUGAGUAUGUUUUGUUGAAACUUAGUUGAGUCAUUGCUUUCAAUAAUUGUUGGUUUUGGUGACAACUUCAAGUAAAAGGUUUUCUAGAUGUGCUUUUGGAUCCAUGUUUAAGGGCAAUACUAUGGUGCUGUCUUGUAUAUGUUGUUGUGCUUUUUAACUUGUAAAAUUGAAAUGUGGCUCGAACAAUUGUGGAUUAUUGUCAUAUUCCUACGUCAAUUAUAAAAUAAGAUAAGAUACAUCUUUAUUGUCCAGGUCCUGGCACAUUGGUUUGGUGUUUCACCAUUAUUCUCAUAUUCCAAGGUUUUCAUUGAUGAAUUUUAGCAUAUUCUGGUAUUAUUUUAGUCAUAUCAGACGUAACAGACAUGAGAAAAUGUUUCUCUUGUUUCUUUUUUUUCCCGCAGCAAAUUCAAGACAAGAUGUGCUUGGAUACUGAGCUAGUCUAUUUACAACAAAAUCUGCUUUCUUUUGAUUGUCACAAAUAUUGGAGUUUGGCCUAAUCAAAAAGUAGUUGGUCCAAGCAAUAUGUUACUAUUGUUUGUGGAUCAUUCUCACAUUUGGGCUUUCCCCGUUCCAUUCAGUGUCAGUGACAUCUGUGGUGUAAUGAUUAGGCUCUUUGCUAUUUGCACGCUAAAAAAUCGCAAGUUUGCUUCUCGUUCGGGAAAGUUAUUGAACUGGGUGUUUCUGUCAGCCUCGUGGGAUGCUAUAUUCCACUUUGUGGAGAUUUGCUAUGUCUAUGACAGGGAGUUAGGAAGCAACCUACCACCUUAAUUAUCUGAUUUGUGUCUUCAGGGGAGCAGAACAUUUGAAAUCAUUCCUGUUGUGUGUGAUGUGCGUUCAAACGUCUCUCUCUCUACUAUAUGUCACCACCCUUGCUGUUGUUCCAUUUUUGUGAGAGCACCAGGUUUACUGGUUAUAGAGCUAGUCUUCUCUCAGUUGCUGGGUAGUUCAACGGCUGAGACAAUAUUCACAAUGUCUUGGGGGGGGGUUUUCAGGGAGGGUGAGAAUCAAAGAAACCGUUUUAAACAGUCAAAUUUUGUCUUCAGUGUUAUCACAUCUGUUUUCCUAGUUAUCUGAAAAGCGUGAUGUGAUAAAGAUUGUUUGUAACCUGGUUUUUAAUCCGUCAGUGUUUUGUGUUUUGAGAAUUCUUAGUUAAUAAGGUCCAAAGAAUGACAUUGUUAGCAUGCCAAUUUAGGCAAUGUGUUGAUGCAUUGUUUUUUGUUUGUUACAGCAUUUGUUAUAAAAUGCACUCUCUAUUUUUACUUUUAUUAGUUACAAUUGUUACCAAGCUUAUUUGCUUGCUGUGUAGACAUAAAGUGGUUAUUUCCACUGUUUGUUUUUAAAAAAAAUGAAACUAAGAAUAUAAUAUGCACCAGAUAUCAUGUACAAGCCGACAGAUUGUUUUAAAUCUGCCAGCUCCCUUUUUACUGACUUUCAAAUAGUCAGUGACUGCAGUUACAAAGUAAUUGUAGACCACAAACAACAGCUUUUCUGCUAUUAUUUUUAACCCUUUCAGUGCCAGUCUCCUAAAUUUUCGCAAACAAGGAAGAGUCAAGCUGCAAAUGGGUGAAAUAAUAAUUUUACACCACUGUACAAAAAGGCUUGUUAAAAACAUUUAUUUCGGCAUAGAACUGUUUCCUAUUUGGAAAUGUAAUUGAAAAUUAUCUAUUAUCCAAACAUUGUUAAAUGAAACCCAACUUGAUUUUUUGAUGAUUGUCUAAGUUGGCACUGAACCCCUAAUUUGACAAUUAUCAAAAACAGGACUGAAAGGGUUAAAUUUCCAAAAUAGAAGUCUUAUUUCUGACUAAAUAUUCAAAA